Molecule: messenger RNA, 2025 nt
Organism: Arabidopsis lyrata subsp. lyrata
Lineage: Eukaryota; Viridiplantae; Streptophyta; Magnoliopsida; Brassicales; Brassicaceae
Product: PP2A regulatory subunit TAP46
Exons: 11
Coding region: 609-1823 (404 amino acids)
Biological process (GO): regulation of dephosphorylation; regulation of signal transduction
Cellular component (GO): cytosol
Molecular function (GO): protein phosphatase 2A binding
Source: RefSeq, a predicted model, not a curated record
UUGAUGAUUUUUUACAGAGUCGGUUUGAGGUCUUGUCUACAGAUCUAACGGCUUCGGUGCUGUUCGUUUCUCCAUUCAGAUGGAUCAUCUGAAUGGAGAUGAGUUAUGAUGUUCGUUUAUAACAAUUUUACAGAGCAGUGAGAUGAACCAGUUGGAUGAUUUUUAUCAAACUCAUCCAAAAAAUGAUCAUUUUCCGACUGAGUCUGAUCGGAGCAGUUGACUGGAGGUGAGAAGAGAAACGAGAUCCUUCGCACCGAAGCUGGAUCUCUCCGCCGGAUCUCUCGCCGGAAUCCACUCGUCUUUGAUCUUCUCACUCCACUCCACUCCUCUUUGAUCUCUCCGCCGGCUGUCUUCUUCUCUCUCGUGCGUGGGUUUAGGUGUUACGAUUGAAUUAGCUGCGACCAUUGUUUGAGAGUCAUUGAAAUCUCGAAGUGGGUUUCAGGUGUUACGGAUUGAAAUCGCUGCAACCACUGUUUGAGAGAUUUCGAUUUGGAACCCUAAAAAGUUUCAAAGACUUCACCGAUCCACUUCUCGAAGAAACUCGAAUCCGUAGACAUUUCUGUGAUUGUGAAUUCUUUUUUCAUCGAGAAAUUGCUUUCUAGUUUGUGAUGGGUGGUCUGUCUAUGGAGGAAUUGCCUUUAUCAGCGUUGUUCGAGCAAGCAAGGAAAAUUCAUCUCGCGGCUUCAGAGUCUGGUACCGAUCAGGAUGUUGUGAAGAAAGGAUGUGAGAUGUUUCAGAAAUGCGAAGACAUGAUCGGAAAAUUGGGCUUGUUCUCUUCUAACGAGACUAAAGAAGAUAUCAGCACGAACAAUCUCAAGUACCUUUUGGUGCCUUAUUAUCUUGCGGAGUUGACGGAGAAAAUCAUACAGGAGGACCGUAUUCAGAUUGUCAAGGCCUCAUAUGCAAAGUUGAAGGAGUUCUUUUCGUUCUGUGAGGCAAUGGAACUUGUUCCAGAUGAGGAGUUGGAGGCUUCUUCACGAAGUUCUGGUGCACCUGCAGAUCGAAGGGCUUUGAAGAUAGCUCGCUUCAAACGUCAAAAGGCUGCAGAGGCAAAGCUUCUUGAAAUUAAAGAGAGAAAGGAGCGACGUGGACGUUCCACUAAAGCAUCAGCUUUGUCGACUCCGGUUGAAUCUGGAGAAGAAGAUAUUCCAGAUGAUGACAGCGAAGAAGAGAGAGAGGCCUGGCUCUCCUCAAUUAACUUGGCUAUUUGUAAGGCUAUUGAUCUGUUGGAAAUGCUAAAGAGAGAAGAGGAAAUGCUCUCUGCAAUAAAGGAAAGACAGUUGAAGGAUGGAGAGGAUGGGUUCUCUCGGGAUGCUCUUGAUGAUCGUACAAAGAAAGCUGAAACCUGGCACAGAGACGCUGCUGCAAGGAUACAGUACUCUAAACCGGCACAACCAAUCACUUGUGCCACAUUUGCACAAGAUGUGUUAGAAGGAAGAGCUUCUGUAUCACAAGGUCACGACCACAAGAACCAACCUCUUAUAUUCGGUCCAGCAAGCAUCGUGGGUGGACCGCUCUCUACCGAGAGAGAGAGGAUGAUAGCUCAGGUUUUCCAACCAAGUCACAGGAUGCCAACAAUGUGCAUAGAGGAUGCUGGGUUAACAGAGAUGAACAUAAUGAAUGAUUGGCAAGAGCAGACGAAAAAAGCCAUUGAAGAAGCAACGACCUCAUGGUACAAUGAUAAACCUCUGAGAAGAAAAGAAGAAGACGAGGAAGAUGAUGAUGAAGACGAAGAAGCUGUAAUGAAAGCUAGAGCUUUCGAUGACUGGAAGGACGAUAAUCCUCGUGGUGCAGGUAACAAGAAACUCACACCUUGUGGCUGAGACUGAGACAGAGAGACACAUAUUUAACACUUUCUCCCUUGUUUCUUAUUUCCAAAACCUCCUCUUUCACUUUUGAUGUCUGUAAUGUAAUAUCAUCUUUCUACUCUUAAGCCUUAAGACUGUUACAGAUUUACAGCAUAAAAUUAACUACUAGUAGAUUCACUUUCAUUUUGGUAUAUUUCUUUGAAAUAUUAUUUUUAAA